CCACAAUUUGUGUCAAAGGGUGAGUGCAGCGACGAUCUCGCGCGGUGAGGUGCGGCGAGGCUGGUGGUCAUGACAUGUGGCAUUGGAUGAUCGAACGGCAAAGAAAUCAGAGACCCAUUUCACGCGUGGCCGCUUCCCUACCCCAUGCAGUUCUGCAAACUCUCAAUUCCCCUGAUCCUCUCUCUUCAACUAAGUCACGGCUUCAUUUCCAUCUCCAUUCUAGGGUUUUAAAUUUUAUUCCUCAGAGACCGGUGAUCUUCCUUUGAUCUCGACCAGCGACGACGGACGAGCGACCAGUUUCGUGCGACCUCGACGGAGCAGCGACCAUCUCCAUUCUAGGGUUUUUUUUUUCUUCCUCAGAGAGACCAGCGACCUUGACGGACCAGCGACCAAAACUUCCUGCAUGGUGUAAGGAAAAAAAGAAAGAAAGAAAGAAAGAAAGAAAGAAAAUAGCUUAAAAAUCAUUCUGACCAUGUUGUUGCUCUGCUUGGGUCUCUAAACAAACAGCGAGAAAGAAUAUAGAGGAAAGUGAGCGUGAGGGUUUCACGCCAAAAGCCUAAAGUCUAAAGGGCCAUAGACCCUAAAGCCUUUUAGGCAUCACUUCCAUCUCUAAUCACUAUCUCUCCAAGUAUUCUUCAACAUGAGUGCUCAAGAUUCAGCUAGUUAUGACGAAGAUGAAGUGAUGGAGGAAGAGGAGGAGAAGGAAGAGGAGAUGGAGGAGGCGAAAGCUCCCAUCUCAAAAUCUCGUAAAAAAGCAGGGGAGCAUAUGGAGCAAUUACAAAGGCUUCAAGAAAAGGACCCGGAAUUCUAUGAAUUCUUGAAAGUGCAUGAUAAGGAGCUUCUAGAAUUCGAGGAUGACAUUGAUCAAGAUACUGAAACUGAUGUGGAUGAACUGCAAGAAAAUGCUGAAACUGACAUGCAUGACAAAGAGCAUCAGGCUGGUGUUGGAAGGAUUGUACAGGAACCAACAAAGAAUGUAAUUACAAUGGCAACCGUUGAUUCCUGGUGUAGCGCAAUCAAAGAAAACAGCAAGCUAAGCGCUGUCCGUUCACUUAUGCGAGCUUUUAGGACUGCUUGUCAUCAUGGUGAUGAUGGGGGAGACGAGCCUUCAUCAAAAUUUAGCAUCCUGUCUAGUAGUGUCUUCAAUAAAAUCAUGCUGUUUGUUCUAAAUGAGAUGGAUGCAAUUCUUCGCCGAUUGUUGAAAUUUCCUGCUUCUGGUGGAAAGAAAGAAUCCAUAAUAAAUUUGAAGAGCACCAGACAAUGGAAAAAUCAUGGCAAUUUAGUGAAGUCAUAUCUUGGAAACGCCCUCCAUGUGUUGAAUCAAAUGACAGACACAGAAAUGAUCUCAUUCACUUUAAGGCGUCUUAGAUACUCAUCUGUAUUUUUGGCUGCCUUCCCAAGCUUCUUGAGGAAGUACAUUAAGGUCACUCUUCACUUUUGGGGUACUGGGGGUGGUGCCCUUCCAGUUGUCUCUUUUCUGUUUAUAAGAGAUUUGUGCAUUCGGCUAGGAGCAGAUUGUCUGGAUGAGUUCUUUAAAGGAGUAUACAAGGGCUAUGUUUUGAACUGCCAGUCUGUAAAUGCAAUGAAGUUGCAACAUCUUCAAUUUCUUGCAAACUGCGUCACUGAAUUAUGUGGAGUGGACCUACCAACUGCAUACCAACAUGCCUUUGUAUUCAUUCGACAGUUGGCUAUGAUUUUGCGGGAAGCACUUAAUAUGAAAACCAAGGAAUCAUAUAAGAAGGUAUAUGGAUGGAAGUUCAUGAGUUGCCUUGAGCUUUGGACUGGAGCUAUAUGUGCCUAUAGUUCUGAACCUGAUUUUCAACCUCUUGCAUACCCACUGACCCAAAUAAUUUCUGGGGUGGCUCGUAUGGUUCCAACUGCCCGUUACUUUCCGCUCAGGUUGAGAUGUGCUAGAAUGCUCAACAGGAUUGCAGCUUGUACUUGUACAUUUGUCCCAGUUUCGUUCCUCCUGCUGGAUAUGCUGGAGAUGAAAGAACUAAAUAGGCGCCCCACUGGAGGCGUUGGCAAAGCUGUUGAUCUGCGUACCCUACUGAAGGUCCAGAAGCCUGUAUUGAAGACACGUGCAUUUCAGGAGGCAUGUGUGUUCUCUGUCAUCGAAGAACUUGCUGAACAUUUAGCUCAGUGGAGCUAUUCCAUUGCUUUUUUUGAGUUGGCAUUUAUUCCAACUGUACGAUUGCGAAGCUUUUGCAAAACUACCAAAAUUGAGAGGUUUCGGCGAGAAAUUAGAGAACUUAUAUCUCAGAUCGAGGCUAAUGCUGAAUUUACAAAUGCAAGGCGUACAAAUGUUUCAUUUUUACCUAAUGAUCCUGCUGCAGCAGCAUUUCUUGAGGCUGAGAAGGAAUCAGGAGCCAGCCCUCUGUCACAAUAUGUUGUUACUCUGCGCCAAAAGGCACAGCAAAGAAGUGAUUCGAUGGUGGAAUCAAGUGUUAUUGUUGGAGCACACUCGUCUGUCUUCGACCGUAAGAAAUCAGAAUCUGAUGACGACGACGAUGUUCAAGAUAAAGAAGAAGGUGCUGCAGUAUUUAGCUCAUCAUCCUGGUUACCAGGAAGCAGUAUCAAGAGUGAAGAUCCAAAGCAGGUGAAGACAAAGAAAAGGAAGAGAGAACUGAAACAGCAAGAUGAAGUAGCUUUAGUGGAGGAUGUUGUGGGGGACUUGGUAUUAAGUUCAGAUGAAGAUGAUUCGAUAAGUGACACCGCUUUUGUAGAGGAAGAGGAAGAGGAAGAGGAUGAAUCAAGAUUGGUGUCUUCAAAACGGGGAACACAGAAACAGAAAUAUUUUAAGGAUUCAUCAUCAAAAAAUAAAGGACACUCCCAUGGCAAGAAGCCAAAGAAGAGGAAGAGAGCUAAACAGGCAAAGUAGCAGGUAGCAUACUAGCUUAACAGUAAGGGAAAGCAUGAGUGAAAGAUCAAAGGAAUGAUUUUUUGAAUCAUUGAGCAUAAAUGCAGUGAAAGUAAAGGUAACAAAACAAUCCCCAUCUCCUGGAUACAUUUGGCAAACCAGUGGUUCAAAUGGACACUUUUUCUUCACCUGAAGUGUAUCACAAGUGUUUUAACUUGUGGAAGUUUUGGACUCAUCUUCCAUUGCAAGACUAACUGGGUGGAUGGAAGUUUCCAACUUAAUUCGAAGAGGAAUAGGGUUGUGGAGGGAAAGGUUGAUCCAUUGUAACGUGUUAAAGUCCCAAAGGAUUGAUUCAUUGCCGAAACCAUGGGCACUUAUUCUCAUGAGCAAUUUUGUCAUGUAAUCUGCUGAAUAAUUUGCUUCUCUAUGAGCAUAGAUAAUGUUGAACAAUUUUGUCAUGCAUGA
Messenger RNA from Macadamia integrifolia, 3325 nucleotides. RefSeq names its product nucleolar complex protein 2 homolog. The transcript has 12 exons. NCBI's taxonomy places the organism in Eukaryota, Viridiplantae, Streptophyta, Magnoliopsida, Proteales, Proteaceae. Bases 641 to 2881 code for a protein of 746 amino acids. Gene Ontology annotation, biological process: ribosomal large subunit biogenesis. Gene Ontology annotation, cellular component: Noc1p-Noc2p complex; nucleolus; nucleoplasm. The record is from RefSeq and is a predicted model, not a curated record.